This is a messenger RNA of Seminavis robusta, 2829 nucleotides long. NCBI's taxonomy places the organism in Eukaryota, Bacillariophyta, Bacillariophyceae, Naviculales, Naviculaceae. The record is from the annotation of a GenBank genome assembly.
CGCGGAGCUUCUUCUCAAUUGUCAAUCGUAGCGGAUCGGUACAUUUCUACGUGGCAACCCGGCCAUUGUCGAGGUUUCUUUCUCGGUUUCUGCUUCCGCGGACACGACACUGUAAGACCAGUUUGCUUCCCCUCGAUGCCAACAACUUGAAGCCUCCCAACAAGCUCAGAACAACGCAAAGCUGUCGACGUCCUUGGUGCGAUUUGUGUGUCGGUUGCGCCCUCUUGAAGACCCAUUGCUGGCGCCUUGAUUGGCUAGCAGUUGACGCUCUUCUUUCUUCCAGCCUUUUGCUGGUUCCCUUUGGUGAUCUUACUGGUUGAUGGAACUGCUUCUACAAUCUACUCAAGUUGAUUCGUUAGUUAGGUACUAGCUAGUACUGUACCAAUGCCUCGACAAUCGUAUAUGAUCAGUGGUGGAGGCGGCAGCCACGGGGGAAGUGGUGAUGAGAGGGGCUUUGAACGCCCUGCUUUGAAGAACUCAAAGAGUGCCUCGACCUACUCAACAACCAUGAGUCCCCGAGUGCAUCCGAAAUCCUCCUUCUCCAUGAGUGAAGCAGGGGGGCGACUGGGCAGUAACUCUGGGAGUUUGGGGUUCUUUAGGAGUCGUGGAGGCGAACUCCCACUGACCAAUCAACCACCUCCCGAAGAAAGCAACCACAAUAAUUCUAGUAGUAGUAGCAAUCGACACAAGAUGAGAGCUGCCGUGUCAGGAAGAGAAAGUGCUGGAGCGUUGCCUGACUGGUCACGGAAUGCCCCUUCUCCUUCUGACUCUUUCAAUAACAACAUUACUCCGUCACCGCGCAAGAGAACGGGUUCGGCGCACGAUCAACACUCGCUUCAUGGCUCGAAUCACCAUCCACACCAAUCAUCCUCCAUGACAAUGAUGGAACAUGGACAUGGAGAGUAUGACCACCAGUACGACCCAGUGGAAGAAGACCAUUACUCUUCUGGUAGUAGCAUCAGAAGAACGUCCAUCAAUGAACUGGAAUCCUCUCAGUCGACAGCACUCCGACAACGAAAACCCAUGGAAGGAGAAUACAUGUACCACUAUCAGCAGUAUUCCAACGGUAGUAGUAGUAGACACAACAACAACAACAGUCAGAGACAACAGCCCAAUCGAGCCAACUCCAACAACAGCACAGGCCUAAAGAACCGGCAUAGACUCAUCCGACUAGACAGCAAGACCAUGAGAACUCUGGUCCGAGUCAAUCUCACUCAGAUUCUGCAAAUGGCCAUUUUCCUUCUCGUCACGUUCCUGCUCUAUGACAGCCACCACAAGGGCAAUCUCAUUGCUGCCAGACUCAAAGAAUUCAAGUCAGAAGAAGCAAUGCUGUUUCUACAUUUACACAGAAUUGAACAACAAUCCAUUCAGUUACAUGAAGCACUACAAAGAUUCGACAGCACCAAAAGCAACAACAAUAACAACCAAAAUGCACCCAUUCCACCCACUAGUAAUGAAAACAACAUACCAAACAAGAGUCUAGCAAGGGACACUAACAAUAACAGACAACCACAGCAACAAGGACAACAACAGCAGGCACCCAACAUUGACUCGGCAUUGAUACAAAAACAGACUCAACAACUCAUGCAAAUGGAAGAGGAGCUCAGUCAUGAAGUAAGAACCCUACAAACGAGAAUCCAACACUCGGCUGUCAGAUCCAUCGUCCAUGAAUAUGGGGAAGGACCCGUCCAAGUCAUUUGGGAGGUGCUACUGGAUGGUGUCACGAGCAAGGUGUCCAUCCUUCUGUGGCAUGACACUCCACAUGCCGCAUGGACAUGGCUCGAGCAAAUCUCCAAAAAGCAAUGGGACGGAUCUCAAAUUCAUCUGGCAAACAACCGGAUCAUGAACGUGGGGUCCGUCUACACGGAUGUUUCGGAACAGUCGCGACUCGAUUUCAUUGAACGAUCACAGCAACGACACGAAGCAUGGACGGUAGGAUUGGCCGAACCUCAACAACAUGGCAGUUCUACUGGAACUGGCGGUGGACUACAAGUAUUCAUCAACCUACAAGACAACACGGAAUUCAGCAAGCACAAUGUUUGCAUUGGAAAAGUAUUUGAUGGAUUUGAUGUGCUGCACAAAAUGGUAGAGAAAUCCAGACAAAUGCAAGAAGCUGCUGGUGGAGGACAACAAGGGCUCGCACCCAUCACGAUUCGAACCGCAAGGGCUUCGCACUUGACCAAUCGGGAAACCAAGGGGUUGAUCUAAUGUAUCCAUACAUACAUACAUACAUACACUGUUUUCAUAACGUUCUUGCUGUGCUGUACACUACUUGCUUCUGCGUUGAUUAAAAUUGGGAACAGGGCUGGAUGGAACGAUCUGUUGCGGAACUGUACGGUACUGUAAUCAAACGCUACUCGAAUGGACUACGUAGUUUAACCUCCACUUCUAGCUAGGAGCAAUUUGGUGGCGGGCUUGUUUUCUGUUGUUCAUGUCAAGGGCUCCGUGCCCGCCCCGGUACACAGGUAGCACUCCUGGCUAGCUGCUUCUAGCUAGGUAUGCAUAGCUACGACAAUUAGCGACGCAACGAAGCUAGCCACACAUCUCUUCCUAGGCCCAGCGAAAGCUGCGGCUUGUCGUUUCCAGGUACCUGGUAAAGAACUAGGAGGCCUUUGCCCCGUACUGGUAUGGAUCGAGCUCCAAGAUGGGCCAGUCUUGGGUGGCAGUGGCCCAAUAAAAGAGCACCCUUCGAUCAGCAACUACACACUACGCUACGCUACGGUACGUCCUAUCCAAUGGUGAGAAGGAGGAGAUGGAGCUCAGGCAAGCAAAUAAAUGGGGCAAGUUGCUCUUCCUCAGGUUUUCAAAAAAAAAGGGUACGGACGGUGG